Pyrenophora tritici-repentis Pt-1C-BFP is the source of this 576-nucleotide messenger RNA. The record is from RefSeq and is a predicted model, not a curated record. NCBI's taxonomy places the organism in Eukaryota, Fungi, Ascomycota, Dothideomycetes, Pleosporales, Pleosporaceae.
GCACCUUCUUUCCACUCUCUCCUCGUGGUCGCGUCUUACUCGCUUAGCUGAAGCUGGCGCACCAUGUUUCGUGCCACGUCUCGUCUGCUCGCCUGUCGGGUUACCUUCUUCACACGAACUCCAUGUGGACUCUGCGACACCGCGAAAGCCGUUGUUCAAAAUGUCAAGUCGAAGAGACCUCUAGAAUACCAUGAGAUCAACGUCAUGGAACCAGGUCAGGAAAAAUGGAAAUGUCUGUACGAAUUCGACACGCCUGUGAUCCACAUCGACAAGGCUGGGUCUGGAGAAACCACCGAGUCCUCACUCAAGCUAAUGCAUCGUCUUAAAGAAGAAGAUGUCAUGAAGUUGAUGGAUCAAGCUGAGGGGUCUUGAACUCUACGAUAUACACAUGAUAUGCUUUCUGCGCAAAAUCACUAGAUCAUGCAGUACCGGGAUAUCUGCCUGGCAGCAUAUUUUCGGUACGGAAUCAAGUACAAAGUAUAUGUCACUGCAAAUAGCGAAUGUCAACAGGGCUCUUGCGAUCGACGGUGUCGCUCUUGUUGGACAUCGUUGUUGAAUUGGGUUUCUUCUAAAUCC